Electrophorus electricus (electric eel) is the source of this 1376-nucleotide messenger RNA. RefSeq names its product metaxin 2 (gene mtx2). The record is from RefSeq and is a predicted model, not a curated record. Gene Ontology annotation, biological process: mitochondrion organization. Lineage: Eukaryota; Metazoa; Chordata; Actinopteri; Gymnotiformes; Gymnotidae. Gene Ontology annotation, cellular component: cytoplasm; SAM complex.
GCGUCGUGGUGACGUCACAGCCAGAGCACGUCGCUUCCUUUCCUUGUCCUUGUGUGGACGGUUUAUCGUUUUGGUGUAAAAGUUUAUCAGCUCUUGUGUGAACGGUUGACACGUUUUGGUGUAAAAGUUGACCAGCCUUCGUUGUUUUUUUGAGACGUGUCGGACUUCCCCGUUGGACGUCAGUAUGUCCCUCGCCGCGGAAGCUUUUGUGUCGCAGAUCGCAGCCGCAGAGCCGUGGCCUCAAAAUGCGACUCUCUAUCAGCCUUUGCGAGAGGAUCAAAUCCUGCUGUCUGACUGUGCGUCCUCCUUGGCAGUUCAGGCAUACCUAAGGAUGUGUGGCCUUCCAGUGCGAGUGUGUUGCCGUGCCAACGCUGAGUACAUGUCACCCUCCGGAAAGGUUCCUUUUAUCCAUGUUGGUAACCAGGUUGUUUCAGAGCUAGGGCCCAUUGUGCAGUUCACGAAAGCAAAGGGACACUCUUUGAGUGACGGCCUGGACGAUGUCCAGAGGGCAGAAAUGAAAGCCUACAUGGAGCUGGUCAACAACAUGUUGCUCACAGCUGAGUUGUAUAUUCAGUGGUGUGACGAUACCACAGCUUCAGAGAUCACUAGGCAACGCUACAGUAGUCCAUAUUCUUGGCCCCUCAAUCACAUCCUGGCCUAUCAGAAGCAGUGGGAGGUACGACGUAAAAUGAAUGCUAUUGGCUGGGCAGGAAAAGGUCUUGAACAGGUGUAUGAGGAUGUCAGUCAGUGUUGUCAGGCUCUUUCGCAGCGACUCGGAACCCAACCUUUCUUCUUCAAUAAGCAGCCGACCGAGCUGGACGCGCUAGUGUUCGGCCACCUUUUCACGAUCCUGACCACUCGCCUGACCACUGACGAGCUCAGCGAGAGGAUAAAGUCCUGCAGCAACCUUCUCUCCUUCUGUCGGCGAAUUGAACAGACAUAUUUUGAAGAGGACAAAGACAGCCAAUCAGCAGGCUCUCAGUACUCAAGAGGCCCCUCCCUUUUCUGAAGUCACACCUCCAAAUUCUCUCUCUCCACUGCUCUGAAUUGAUGUCAUUGUGAAUCGAUCAUUAUUAUUACAAUAAUAAUAGAAUUAUUAGUUUAUAUAAUAGAAUAACUGUUAUAUUUAUUAGUGUGUCUACUGAGAUCAGUGGAAGAAAAUACGUGGACAUUAGUCAUAAACUUCCUCAACAUUUCAACCCCCCUGUCAGUUGCAAUGUCAUGUAUAGAAACCUGCUGGAACAGUACAACUAUAGGAACAGACUGAACUAUACAUAUUAGGUGUAAUAUUUCUGGAUUUUUUCCAUUGUGGCCUAUUGAUUUGUGGAUUAAUGUGUAAACUGAAAUAUUAAAAUCAGAAUUGCACUGCUUCUCAA